Paramecium sonneborni is the source of this 1564-nucleotide messenger RNA. NCBI's taxonomy places the organism in Eukaryota, Ciliophora, Oligohymenophorea, Peniculida, Parameciidae. The record is from the annotation of a GenBank genome assembly.
GACAAACUAAAAUUAAUCUGACGAUAAUUCAAGUGUGCUUUCAAUUAACAAAAUUUACUCUAUUUCACAAAUACAAUAAGAUAUGAAGAUUGAUGAUACUAUUAAAAUUUAAUAUAUUGAUUUAGAAACUAAAUAAGACCAACCAAUUUCUAAGAACACUUUAACCCAUCAAAAGAAAUAGCAAAGCAGCUUUUUAUAAGUAGAAGAAACUGAAAUGGAUUACAAUGAAGAACAAUUCGAAAUUUUUAUGGCUUAAAAGAAAUAGUAAGAGUAAUUAGAAAAAGAGAAAAAAAGAAAGAAAUUAAAAGCAAGAGAAGAAAAAUUAAGAAAAUUAGAUGAAGAAUAACAGUAAUAAAAAUUAUUAUAAUAAAAAUAAUAAUAAGAAAUCUUAAAAUAAUAAUAAUAAUUGAUUGAAUUAUAAAAUUAAUAAUUGAUGAAUAAACAGAAAUAUAAGAUGGCUACUAAAUAAAAUAAUUAAUAAGGUUUAGAGAAUAAAUCAAAUAAAGGGGAUAAUCUUGAUCAUUUACAAAAACAGUAAUCAGAAAUUCAAAUAUUAAAUUAAUAAAUUGACACAGAAUUUUCAUUUUAAUAAAUUCUUUCAAAAGUAGAAAAAGAGGAGAGAAAAGGGUAGAAAUAAUUAAGAAAUAAUUCCAAACACAUUAAGAAUGCAGAUCUAAAUUUCUUUUAAUUGACUGAAAGUAUUCAUUUUUAAAUAAUUAGAAUAACAAUAAAAUAAAAUUUCUUUACAAUCUUAAGAUUUAUUUGAAGCAAUUAAAUAAGAGAUUAAAGAUUGUGAUUAAAAUAAUUACACAUCUCAUUUGUGUUAAUUAUGUUAAAGUGAUGUUGUAUAUGAAAUCAACGAUGAUAAUUGGUACAUUAUAGGAAUUGCAUAUGGGUUAAAGUAUUAAUAUUAAAUUAUUAUUAAAGGAGGCAAUUCUAAAAUCUUUUGAAUACUGUUUAAUAUCAUUUCAAGAAUUCUAAGAUAUACACCUCUUUUAAUAAAGAAUAAUAAGUUUGUCUCACUUUAGGAGAUUAUUUUGAAAUUGAAAACUUAGAAGAAAUACUUAAUUAUUAUAAUAAUCAUACUAUUCCUAAAAAUUCGUAAUUUUUAAGGAUUCCUUAAAAAGUAAUUCAAUUUUUUAAAUUAUUUCAAGAUUAGAGCAAAUUUUGCUUAAAUGAAAGUUGAUUUGAACCAACAUCAAUUUAUGAAUUUUAGUUUAAAUGCUGAAAUAAAAAAUUAAGAACGCUACAACGGAUUCACUGUGUCAGAACAAUAAAUUAAAAUUUCAACAAAUUUUGAUUACACUCAAUCUGGUAGCAUUUUAUAUCCUGAUUAAUCACUUCCUUAUAAAUUGAAUGUCUAAUCCAAUGGUAUUGAAAACAUGCAACUGGAUUUAAAUCCAUAAAUAUAUGAAAAGGUUUUAAAGAACUAUUUGGCAAAAUAUUACUUGCAAUAGAUUUAAGUUACAUAUAGAGACAACUUAAAUACCAAUUUUGUUGUUAUUGAUAAUGACGAAGCCUUAGAAAUUGAGAUUACAAUAUAAAAAUGAACUAAAGUAGUCUG